CACCACCACCACCACCACCACCACAACAACAACAACAACAGCAGCAGCAGCCACAGCUACAGACAUUAUUACCGCCGCCAUUACCACCACCACCCCCUCUACAACCUCCGCCAUCUUUAUCCACCUCAGUAUCGUCUGCUGCGCAACAGCAACAACUACCGUCACAUUUGACGAAUCAAGCUAACUCUUCUGUUUCUCAACUACUCCCACCGCCACUCCCACCGACACUCCCGCCGCCGCCGCCACCACCGCCACCACCAUCAUCGUCGUCGUCUUCACAAGCCCAACCUUUGAUAGACUCAGUAAGCAGCAGCAGUAGCAGCAGCAGCAGCAGUUCGGCUUGCUUUCAAGAAACAACUGGUAGCCGUGUGGAUUCCAUCGCGAAUAGUACAAGCAACAGCGCAAGACACUCAGGAGGAGUCUCUACAAACAACAGCAGUAAAAACAACUGCACCGACAUCCUAAACGCUGCAAAAGGAUGCCACGGCAGCGUCAACAGCAGCAGUAGAAACAACAACAGCAGCAGCAGCAGCAAUAACAACAACAGCAACAAAAACAAUAACAACAAGAACAACAGUAAUAGCAGCAAUAACUGUGGCAACGGGAACUCAAGUCAACUACUUCAGAAUCAGCAGCAACAAAGAUCACCCCAACCACAUAUUCUCAAUAACAAUGUCAUGGCCAAUAACUAUAACACCAACAGCAACAGCAGCAGUAACAGUGCUAACAGUACAACUGCUAUUAGUAACAGCAACAACAACAGUAAUAACAACAUCCAGAACGCGAAUAACAGUCACAGCGAGAGCAAUAAGAAUAAUUCUAACAAUGCAAUUAGUAGUAGCAGCGGUAACAAUAGUAGUAACAAUAACAGUGGUGGUAACAAUGGUCGCAGCAACUGCCAGAACAAUAGCGAAAACAAAAGAAGUCAGUCGAUUGGUGUCUUGGCGCUUAAAAGAAAACUGCAAUCGACCAAUCAGGACUCGUCUAUGCAAGAAUGUAAUCCACGUAAACUAGGACGUCACAUGUCGCCAUGUUACAGCAAUAAGAACAGCCAUAGCGACGGACAUCUUUAUCUGUCCGCCAUUAAUGCACUCGGGGGUGCAGGAGGAGGUUAUACAGGUCAAUUAUUAGUCGGAAGUGGAGGCGGAGGAGGGGGUUAUACAUACAAUACCAAUUCGUCUAAUACAUCCUCUUUUUCAUCACCGUCAGCGUUGCUUUCAUCGUCUUCAUCAUCAAUGACAUCGUUAUCGUCUUCCAAUGGAGAUCUUUCAUCCGGCUUAGAUUUCUCCUCAAGUAGUUGUAUGUACGGUCCAAUUCAGUGUUUGACUCCCAUAUAUUACCAUAACUCUGCAUUGGCCGGAAGUCAGAGCAAACAGCUUAAGCAAUUAGACAUUAAGACUUUGACUAACUACAACUACUCGUUUUGGCAGUCUUCGGCAGAGGAAACUUUCACAGCACCACUAGAAAUAGCAGCUAUUCCAGAUGGUAUAUUGACUCCAGAUCCUUCUCCCGCAUCGUCGCCAGAUCUAACCUUGCAAAAGACCGAAACUAUUGUAACUAAAGUCAGAGAAGUAAACGUUAGUAUCAAUAAGGCAGCCAACAAUGCAGAUCCUACAGCAUCUACGGUGCUAACCACGGCAUCAAUAACGACGGUACCAAUUACAAAAAAGAUAGAUGAAGGGGCAACCACAGAAAACGAAACCUUGGAAACUGUCCUAUCACCUACAUCAUCUUCAUCAGCAUCAAGAUCGAGUUUAUUGUCUUUACCAAUAGCGCAGCUGAAGAAAAAACGGAAAAUGUCAACAGACAGUGACAGUUUGGCAAAUUCUAACUCCCACCAGUCACCUUUAACAGACGAUAUUCGUUCCCAGCAAUAUGUACAGCAGCAGCAGCCGCCGCUGAAAUCUCAGAAGUUGUGUAAUUUGCACAAUGAAAACAAUUGUGGUUUAUCAAAUCGUAAUACUUCCUGUAGUACAAAUAGUAAUAGCAAUGGUGUAUUGCGUAGCAUUCCUGAUGGUGUCUGCAACAGUAGUAGUAGUAAUAGUAGCAGCGGCUGUAAUACCAGCCACACUAACUCCAAAUGCGAAGUGAAUAACAAUAAAACAAAUACAAAUAAUGGUGGCAGUGAUUACGUUCAAGCAUUAUGUAAUGAAAUCAAUUUAUUCAGUAGCUUUGGCCAGCAACAGCAUUUUCAACCGCGUCGUGCAGUGGAACUUCCGGUUAUAGAUCCAAAACUGGUGGAAACGUUUUUCGACGAGAUUGCUACAAAGCGGAAGCAUUUGUCGAAAAUGAGACUUCCCUCACUAAGACGCCAUCUUCCGGAUUUAUCUGUGCAGGAGCUGGAGAAUAUCUUAACAACCAGUCUAUCUAAAAUGGCAAGCGUUUCGUCCACUUCAGACACCCAGCUUCCAGAAACAUCGUUGAAUAUCCAAACUUCGUCCAUUGCAGCUGUUGAUGAUGAUGCUGUUGCCGCCGCCAAUGCUGUUAAAGCAAAUUCACCGGUAAUCAAAAAUGAAAUUUCGAACGAAUUCAUGCUGUGUCAGCGAUUUAGCUGUAAAAACAACAAUAGCGGGUUUAGAACGAAACCAGCUUCCCUUUCUUCACCGUCGUCGUCAACGCUAUCGUUAUCAUCAUUAUCAUCCACAUCGUCGUCGUCCCCAGCAACAGCAAUGUCGUUGCCCUCUCUACUUGCAGCCGAAGACAUAGUAAAAAGUGAACAUGCAGUACCAUGUCAGCAUCAAAUAUCAUCGGAUUCGAAAAGUACACUUGGUGACCGCAAUAAUAACAACAAUAACAAUAACAAUAAUAACAAUAAUAAUAAUAAUUGUCACCGCAAUGCUUUCAAAACGUUUUGCCUCAGUAACAUUAGCUGCAAAGAAAAUGGCGACAACAGGGCUAGCAUUAGACACUUCGGUUUGCAUGAAAAUUGCUUUCUUCCAUCCUAUAUGAACAGUCCAGAAAGUAUGAAUGAUGAGGAGUCAAAAAGUGGUCAAAAUUCGGAGAACAGCUUGGAUAUAGCAGAAAGUAUGGAAUUCAGUGGAAACGAUUUGGCAGAAACUUCAGACUGGCGAGAAAAUAGUUCCGUAGAAAUUCCAUCUGAUAUUGAAGAUUGGUUAGAUCAGAUAAUAAAAUCGUGGCAACAAAACAAAGGUGCUACUGGCGACUCUUUCGACGACCUUCGCUAAGUAUAACCGUGUAAGUUUUUGACUUACGUUCACAACCAAAAUUUGUAUGGCAUAUUGUCACACAACGCAAACGCACUAAAUAUAUAAAAUAGAAAUGAAGAUAUAUAUGGUUUAGAAGUAAGAAAUAAACAAAAGAUCUUGAGCGAGAGAUUUUAGAAUGUUGCAGAGGAAAUAGAUGCAAAGAUUUAAUUCGACAGCAGGUCUCUGGAUUUAGAAUUAAAUUUUGUAUUUCCAUUUGCUAAUCUCUCUCUGAAAAUUUUCAAAACCAUUCGAUUCGGAAAUGCGCGUUGAAUCGUGUAUCCAACAGGAUCAAAAUAAUUCGUGGAACGAGAACCGAUAUUUUUUAAACAUUACAUUUGUUUGAGAAAGACUAGAAAAA
Octopus bimaculoides (California two-spot octopus) is the source of this 3564-nucleotide messenger RNA. RefSeq lists its product as uncharacterized. The record is from RefSeq and is a predicted model, not a curated record. Lineage: Eukaryota; Metazoa; Mollusca; Cephalopoda; Octopoda; Octopodidae. Gene Ontology annotation, biological process: regulation of transcription by RNA polymerase II. Gene Ontology annotation, molecular function: DNA-binding transcription factor activity, RNA polymerase II-specific; RNA polymerase II transcription regulatory region sequence-specific DNA binding.